Molecule: messenger RNA, 930 nt
Organism: Macrosiphum euphorbiae (potato aphid)
Lineage: Eukaryota; Metazoa; Arthropoda; Insecta; Hemiptera; Aphididae
Source: the annotation of a GenBank genome assembly
AUGAAAAAAUUAAAUGCUCUUAGUUAUCGAUCUAAAAAAAGGAGAAUUGACGAAGAGUUACAAUCUCAUUUAAGUAAUUUUUCAAGUUUAGAGUGUUCCUCCACUAUCAAUAACUCUAUUAAUCAUAAUACUGAUAGACAAAUUACUGAAAACUAUCCUGAAAACCUUGUUGUAUCCAACAAUUAUGAUCUGCUACCAGAAAACAAUGUAUCAACUAAUAAUACUUUUCUUAACAUUCAGGAGCCGCCUUUACAACCUGAAAGUUCUGAUGAUCACUUCGACAGUGCAUCUUAUCCAAAUAUCGAUUCAUUGUUGGAUGAUAAUUUAACUUUAAAUACAGAAAAGGCUUUUAAAAAUGAAUUAGCAGAAUGGGCUAUUCAAAAUAAAAUUGCACAUACUGCUUUAAAUAGUCUUUUAUUAAUAUUAAAACAACAUAAAUGUUUUUCAUUCUUGCCUAAGGAUGCUAGAACUAUUUUACACACAAAACCCAUUGAUAUAUGUAAAAUGCGAGAUGUUAAUCCUGGUAAAUAUUACCACUUUGGAAUAGAAAAUGGAAUUAUUCGUUCUUUUUCAAAUUGUGAUGUAAGAGUUCAACAUUUGGAUGAGAUUAAACUUGUUAUUGGUAUUGAUGGGUUACCAAUUUUUAGAAGUAGUUCAAAUCAAUUUUGGCCUAUUUUAGCAUAUAUAAGAUCAAAAUUAAAUACUGUAUUUCCAGUUGGAUUAUACUUUGGUACUGAAAAGCCUAUUUAUAGUAAUGACUUUUUAAAAGACUUUGUGAAUGAAGCAACACAAUUAGUUUCGAAUGGUAUUUUAAUUCAAAAUUGUGCUUAUAAAGUUGUUAUAGAUGUUUUUUGUUGUGACACUCCCGCAAGGUCGUUCGUAUUGAAAACUAAAGGCCAUAAUGGUUUUUUUUUCAUGCACAAGAUGUGA